Messenger RNA from Aspergillus fumigatus Af293, 894 nucleotides. Its product is annotated as aromatic alcohol reductase. Gene Ontology annotation, molecular function: oxidoreductase activity. NCBI's taxonomy places the organism in Eukaryota, Fungi, Ascomycota, Eurotiomycetes, Eurotiales, Aspergillaceae. The record is from RefSeq and is a predicted model, not a curated record.
AUGGCUUAUAAGAACGUCGUCCUAGUAGGGGCUGGCAACAUUGGCAGGAUUAUCCUUCGUGGCCUUGAGGACUCGUCACAAUUCAACAUUACCGUUCUUUCCCGCAAAGAAAGCUCAGCGGUCUUUCCAGACUCUGUUAACGUAUGGAAGACCGACUAUUCGAAGAGCGAUCUUGAAGCAGCUUUCACUGGACAGGAUGUUGUUAUUUCGGCUCUGGGUGCACUUGGAUUUACAGAGCAGCGGAAACUCGUGGACGCUGCUGUCCAGUCAGGUGUCAAGCGAUUCCUGCCUUCGGAAUUUUCAUGCAACAGCCAGAACGGCACGGUCAUCGAAUUAUUGCCCUUAUUUCAGCAAAAAGCCGAUAUCAUACAAUAUCUCAAGUCCAAAGAAUCUACUGGACUGACUUGGACCAGUCUGGUUACGUCUCUGUUGUUCGACUGGGGCCUUGAGAAUGGUUUCCUCGGUUACGAUAUUUCCAGUCGGACAGCUACUAUCUGGGAUGACGGCAACAAGAAGUUCACACUUACUAACGAGGGCCAUCUUAGCAAGGCUGUCGUGUCGGUGCUUCAACGCCCAAAUGAGACUAAAAAUCAAAUUCUCUACAUUGCGUCUGUCGAGACCAGUCAGAAUGAGAUUCUGAACGCGUUCGAGACCGUCACCGGAUGCAAAUGGUCUAUCAUACGGACAACCACUGAAGAGCAAGUGACUGAGGCCCGUAUGAAAUUGAGCAAAGGUGAUUUCGACGGUGCCUUGACCUUAGUUCGGGCCACCAGUUACAGCAAUUUACCUGGCCUCAAGUCCAAUUACGCUAAAGGGUUCAAGGUGGCAAACGAUAUUUUGGGAUUGGAAUGGGCGAAUGUUGAAGACACGGUCAGGACGGUUGUUUCGAAGUAA